Messenger RNA from Scylla paramamosain (green mud crab), 558 nucleotides. Its product is annotated as huntingtin-interacting protein K-like. Lineage: Eukaryota; Metazoa; Arthropoda; Malacostraca; Decapoda; Portunidae. Gene Ontology annotation, biological process: protein stabilization; negative regulation of apoptotic process. The coding region runs from base 140 to 490 and encodes 116 amino acids. The record is from RefSeq and is a predicted model, not a curated record. The transcript is spliced from 3 exons.
AUAAUAAACAUCCCUAAUUCGCGGGAUUUUAUCACGAGACCAGCGACGGCAGCAAGUUAGCCACAAAGUUGGCAGCAGUGGCCAUGGUGUAAACAGUGCGGCGAGGCGAGGGAGGAAACGUGCACGUCACAUAACUGGAAUGUCCCAUGACGAAAACCACGAAAUGGAGGAUGAGGUGGAAACCAAAAGCAAGGAACGCAAAGUGGCUAAGCAUGACAGUGGUGCAGCAGAUCUGGAACGUGUCACCAACUAUGCUGAAGAGAAAGAAAUUAAAUCUGAUGCCAGCUUCAUUUCUGUGAUCAACGAUGUUAAGCGACAAGAUGAUGCAAAUAAGCUUGCCAAGGAGCAGGAGCUUGCCAAGGUGUCUAUCAAGAAGGAGGAUGUUGAGCUGAUUAUGAGGGAGCUGGAGAUCCCCAAACAAAAGGCUGAGCGAGCACUUCGAGAGCACCAAGGAAACCUCAUUGAAACUCUAGUCACCCUCACCAACUGAAUCUAAUGAACACUUGUUAUGAAAGAAAAUUAAGCAUUUCUUCUUAUAAUAAAUUGAUAUCUGAUCAG